AUGGCUACAAUACCUGUCAUCGUCAAACAUCAAGGCAAAAAACAUGAAGUCGAACUUGACCCAGAAUCAAACGGGGAAACCUUCAAAUCUCAACUAUAUUCCCUCACAGGUGUCGAACCAGAACGACAAAAGAUCCUCGUCAAAGGUGGUCAACUCAAAGAUGACACCAUACUAUCUUCCCUCAAUGCGAAACCUGGGCAAACUUUCAUGAUGAUGGGAACUCCUUCCGGAGAUACUUCUGCCCUCGAGAAACCGAAAGAAAAGAUAAAAUUCAUGGAGGAUAUGACAGCAGCUGAGAUUGCAAAACAAGAGGGUGCUAUACCUGCUGGACUACAAAAUCUCGGGAAUACUUGCUAUCUAAACUCAACCUUACAGGUUUUGAAAAGUGUUCCAGAAAUGCAAGAAACGCUUGCACUAUACAAAGCAGAGCCAGCUGCAUCCGGUUCAAACCUCCAAAGUCUCAGUCAACUCGGUCUUGGUGGAUUGGGUUCAUCAGCAGACCUUACGGCAUCAUUAAGGGAUCUUUACAAGCAAAUGUCAGAGACUCAAGAAGGAUUUCCACCAUUAAUGUUUCUCAACUCGCUUAGAACGGCGUUCCCUCAAUUCGCGCAAAAGGCAAAAACAGGACAUGGAUAUGCACAGCAAGAUGCAGAAGAAGCGUGGUCGCAGAUCGUUUCACAAUUACGGCAAAAACUAAAGAUCUCUUCAGAUUCAAGCUCAGAGAAAAAGGAAGCAAUCUCCUUCAUCGACAGAUAUCUUGCUGGAACAUUCGAAACAACGUUAACACCCCCUGCGGAAGCUGUCGAUAAGGAAGAACCAAUCCAUGGUGCAGAAACCUUCUUGAAAUUGGACUGUCAUAUUGACAAAGAUAUCAAUCACCUUCGUGAUGGAAUUGUAGCCAGUCUUUCCGAAGAGAUAGAAAAAAAAUCCGAAGCUUUGGGUCGCGACGCUAUUUAUACAAAAACAUCUCGAAUCUCUCGAGCGCCGAAAUACCUUACUGUCCACUUUGUUCGCUUCUUUUGGAAACGUGAAGUUGGGAAAAAGGCCAAGAUUAUGCGCAAGGUCACCUUUCCUUCUGAGCUCGAUGUCGUUGAAUUCUGUACUGAAAAGCUAAGAAAGCAGCUGAUUCCGGUGCGAGAUAAGGUCCGAGAAAUCCGGAAAGAUGAGCACGACAUUCAAAGAGCCCGCAAGAGACAGAAGCUGAGGCACAAGGAAGAGGAGGAUCGCAAACACGACGAUGCGAUGGCAGAAGCAGCACCUCUCAAAAAAGCCCAGGAAGCAAAGGAACGAAAAGAAGCCGAAAAAAGUGGCAAAGCCAAGCAACCAGAAAACAACGAAUCUGAUGUCUACAAAACAGAUGCUGAAUAUGAGGCAGAGCGCGAAGCUUCGAUCAAGGCCGCAAAGAAGGAACUUUAUGCCGCUAUAGAUCCAGAUUUGGCCGCUGACGAAGGCUCGAAUAGGUCUGGUCUAUAUGAAUUGAGAGGAGUCAUCACUCAUCAAGGUGCAAGUGCCGAUAGCGGGCAUUACACAAGCUAUGUCAAAAAGACCGGAAGGAUGGUAGACGAUCCCAAGGCCCCUGGUGGGAAACGACGAGAAGAGGACGGUAAAUGGUGGUGGUUCAACGAUGACAAAGUGAGCGAGGUUGAUCUGGAAAAGAUCGAGACGCUGGCUGGAGGAGGGGAGAGCCACUCUGCUCUGAUUCUGCUUUAUCGAGCCAUUGACCUUCCCUCUAAGGAGGAAAUUGAGUCAUGA
Molecule: messenger RNA, 1752 nt
Organism: Endocarpon pusillum Z07020
Lineage: Eukaryota; Fungi; Ascomycota; Eurotiomycetes; Verrucariales; Verrucariaceae
Exons: 3
Coding region: 1-1752 (583 amino acids)
Biological process (GO): regulation of proteasomal protein catabolic process; proteasome-mediated ubiquitin-dependent protein catabolic process; protein deubiquitination
Molecular function (GO): proteasome binding; protein binding; cysteine-type deubiquitinase activity
Source: RefSeq, a predicted model, not a curated record